AUGAAGGUCCUUGCAGCAUAUCUCCUCGCAUCUCUCGCCGAAUCUGGUGAGCCCAACAAGAAACAGAUCACCAGCAUUCUAUCUUCUGUCGGUAUUGAAUCUGAUGCCGAUCGUGUUGACACUCUUAUCAAGGAGCUGUCUGGUAAGACCAUUGCCGAAGUAGUUGCUGAAGGUGCUACCAAGCUUGCCUCCAUGCCUGCUGGUGGUGCUUCGGCCUGUGCUGCUCCUGCCGCUGCUGGUGGUGCCGCUUCAUCUGCUGCUGCAGCUGUUGAGGAGAAGGAAGAAGCCAAAGAAGAAUCUGAUGAUGACAUGGGCUUCGGUCUCUUUGACUAAGUGUUGCGUAUCCCUGAAAUAUCUUUCAAUAUAUUCAUUGGUACUAUAAACUAGCAAUUUGUUUUAAUCUUUUGUAUUGAUGCCAUAUUUUUAAUAAGCUCGGAUUAAUUUCUUGGUAGCAGCUUUUUAUUGUUGCCAAGACCAGACACUGAGCAAAAGGAACGUUUAGACGAGUCCAGCACUUGACUCGUUAGAAAUACUAGAAUGCAUCUCACAUGGCUUUUGCCUGUGAAUUGCAUGUCUUGAAGUACGAGUGAUUUUUACAUUACAGUUGUAUUCAUCGUUGCCAAGUGUGCUGACUACAACUGCACCACUUGAUUGUUCAAAUAAAUCCAGUUUCAGCAUUUUCAA
Molecule: messenger RNA, 684 nt
Organism: Batrachochytrium dendrobatidis JAM81
Lineage: Eukaryota; Fungi; Chytridiomycota; Chytridiomycetes; Rhizophydiales
Exons: 2
Coding region: 1-333 (110 amino acids)
Biological process (GO): translation; cytoplasmic translational elongation
Cellular component (GO): ribosome; cytosolic large ribosomal subunit
Molecular function (GO): structural constituent of ribosome
Source: RefSeq, a predicted model, not a curated record